Argiope bruennichi is the source of this 4844-nucleotide messenger RNA. RefSeq lists its product as uncharacterized. Gene Ontology annotation, cellular component: membrane; endoplasmic reticulum. The record is from RefSeq and is a predicted model, not a curated record. The coding region runs from base 270 to 1670 and encodes 466 amino acids. Gene Ontology annotation, molecular function: glucosaminyl-phosphatidylinositol O-acyltransferase activity. NCBI's taxonomy places the organism in Eukaryota, Metazoa, Arthropoda, Arachnida, Araneae, Araneidae. The transcript has 8 exons. Gene Ontology annotation, biological process: protein localization to plasma membrane; GPI anchor biosynthetic process.
UUAAAUUUAAAUAACUGUUUUUUUUUAAAUUAGUACGCUUGAAAUUAAUAAAACAAAUUUUUAUGACACAUGCAAAUGUUUUUUAUAAGCAAAGAAAAAGAAUAGCUAAAUAAUAACUAUAAUUGAUAUAUUACAACUUUGCAAUAGUUGUAUUAUACCAACAUUAUAAUUCAGAACAAAUCACUGAAAGAAAAGUUAUAGGGAAAUAUAAUUAUAUUGAAGUCACAUUAUAAAUGCAAUUUGUGUAUUUAAAUCAGUCUUAAAAGAAAAUGGAAUACAAAAGGUUUCAGAGGAUGAAUUAUACUUUCAAAAAUGCUGAAGACGCUAGGAGAGUACUGGGAAUCGAGGGAACUGAUCCUUCAGAAGUUUUCAGUUUGACAUUUUUUGUUCCACUGUGCUCACUUCUUGUUUGGCUGAUUGCUUCAAUUACUUCUAUAUCUAACAAGGCUAUUCAACUUCUAGAAUUAUGUUUACUCAAUAUAAUUAUGCUCAUGGCAGUAACAUUGUUUGAAGACCAUCUUCAAGUAGUACUUGGAAUUCUUGUGUUUCUAAUUUUUGUCCUGCUUUAUAUUUCUGUUUUGAUAAAUUCUGCCAAUAAGGAAAUUAAAUAUGUCUUAAAGGAUGUAAGCGUGCCGAAAAGAAAUAUCAACAAAGAUUUUGUUACAGGUUACAGAGGACAUUUACUUUUAGCAACAGCUACUAGCAUUUUAGCUGUUGAUUUUAAUUUUUUUCCUGUACGUUUUGCAAAGACUGAAACUUAUGGAUGGUCAAUGAUGGAUGCUGGUGUUGGUUCUUUCAUUCUUCUUCAAGGCUUAUGCUCUUCACAUGGAAAAAGUUUAACUGCUCAGCAUAGUCUGAAAAAAUGCUUCAUGUCUUCAUUUCCUAUUUUUUUAAUUGGAUUCAUUCGACUUGUUACCACUACAGCAGUUGGUUAUCAUAAAGUUGUACCUGAAUAUGGUGUACAUUGGAAUUUCUUUUUUACAUUCGCUUUAACAAAGAUGAUAUGCUACACUAUAUUAUAUGCUGUUAAACUUCCUUCUGGAUUGUUGGCUAUAGUUACAGUUGCCAUUCAUCAGUUAAUAUUAUCUAAAGCUGGCUUGGCUACCUUGAUAGUGUCUGAAACGCGCCGAAACUUUUUCGAAGCAAACAAGGAAGGCAUUGGCUCUUUGUUAGGUUUCGUUACUUUGUAUUUUAGUGGUGUUCAACUUGGGAAGAUUGUAUGGAAACAAGGAUAUAAAAUUAGCGAUUAUAUAAAACUGCUCCUAAAAUUAUGUGCAAUUGGUGCAGCCGGUUGGAUAUUGAUGUAUAUGUUUCAUUUCUCUUUACAACCAGUUUCCAGAAGAAUGGCAAAUUUGCCUUAUUGCAUUUGGGUGCUAGCUCUUGUAAACCUACAACUCGCAAUUCAUUUAUGCCAAGAAAUCAUCAUUACCAUUUUAUGUAAAAUCCUCAAAAACAAUUACUGUGAAUAUUUAUUAUGGAAAGUCCUCAACUACAAUGCACUUUUUUAUUUCCUUUUCUCCAAUCUGUUGACAGGAUUGGUUAAUCUUUCUGUAAACACUGCAAAAGCAUCUACUUUCAAGUCAGUUAUAAUUUUGAUAUUAUAUCAAACAAUUCUUACUGCUGCAUCCCUGGUUAAUUAUAAAUUUUCUAUUAGAUUGAAGUUUUGGUAAGAAACAUAGUGUGCAUGCUUAUGCAAUAUGCACACAUAUCAGUUUUGGUCAUUUGACAAAAUAUUCAAUGACAUUUUCUUAGAAAUGUGUUUCUUUCACAUGGCACAGCACAGUUUUUUUCCCUGUGUUCAAUUAUUUCCACUGCUUUUUUAAAUACAGCCAUUUUUAUUAUAGUGAUUAGGUUGUAUUGGAGUAGAAUAUUUAGUUUAAAAAGUUAUUUAACUCCUGAAAAGAAAUGAGAUCAUAACAAAAAUUUCAAAGUAAUUUUGUUUACUUAAUUUUAGCAUUACAAUUAUAGUCUUAUGUAAUAAACUAGCUAAGAAAAGAACAUUUGAAUGGGAAACUGAAAAUUUAUGUAUCAAGGGUGGUAGAGUGAUUUUUUACUAUUCAUAAAGGAAGAUUUUAAAAAAAAUGAGUAAUAUAUUUGAAUAUAGGAAACUGCAAAAAUGAUAUCAAAAAUAUAUUUCAGAGCAAAAUAAUAGAUUAAAUAUUAUGAUUACAGGUGCAUAUGAAAUUUAAAUAAUAUUGAUAUAUUUUAAAUCACCAAACAAAUUUGUAGGUUAAAAAAAAAAAAUGUGGAAAAAUUUAGAAUUUUGUUUCAUACAUUAUUAGUUUAUAAACACUAAUAUAGCUCUUUUGACUUAGUGAGCAUGCAUUUUAUAUAUACUCAAUAAACAUGGAACUUUUUAAAAAAAUAAUUGCUAAUUGUGUAGGAUUUAAAUAUUGUUGAUUAUUCUUAUUUCAUUAGAGAAUUAUGUAAAAUUUAUUACUGAAGAAAUUCAAAGCAUGGCAAAUAUUCAACAAAAAUUAUUAAAAUUAAUUAGCACUAGAACUACUACUUAUCUAUGACAUUGACAUAGAUUCAACCAGAGAUCAUGUCAUUUUGACUGGUCAGUAGUUCCAGGGUUAAAAUAACAAUAAUAAUAUUGCAAUUAUAAAACACAAUUAUUAUUAAUGAAAACAAAGAUAGAUGGAUAGAAAGUAUACAAAAUCAUUAAUAUAAUUUUAAAACAUAAUGGUCGGCAAGUUAGAAUGUAGAAAAAUAUUCCACAUGUGUGAAAUGUGGUAUAUUUUCAGAUGGCUGCAACUGGUGAGAGACUUCCAACAACUUAAACCACUAAUAAAAGUAAUACUUUUAAUGAUUUCAAUAUUUUUUAGGAUUAGUUGAAAUUAAUAUAAACUCUAAAGAAAUAAAUAUAAUUUAAUAAAGUUUAGAAAAUAUUCAAUUAUAUAUAUAUAUAUAUAUAUAUUAUGAAAAGAGAAGGAUGGAGUUACUAAUUGACAACAAUAAGGUAAUGCAGAUAAUAUGAACAAAAUCUGUGUAAUGUACAAGUAUCAGUUGGAGUAUAUUUAUUACUGAAUAGGCAAUCAGCAUAUAAUUAUUUAUUAUAUCAUAGAGAUCAGGUGGUAUGCAAAUUUCUACUUUCUUUGUUCCACUAAAGGAAUUUGAAUGCUCAUCAUUUGAUGAAAGCAACCAAAAUUGAUGUGUAUGCAAACAGCCUUAAACCAAUCUAUGCAAUAUUAUAUAAUAGGAACAUUUGUAGUUAUAUUGCUAACAUAUAUUUAUAAAUGUUGAAAAGAACUUUCACUAGAAAUUCACAGAUUUUUUUUCUGAUAGAAUAUGUAUUAAAAGAUAAUCUAAUCUUAUUGUUUUUUAUAUAUACAUUAUUAAAAUCUUUAAGUAAGAAAAUGAUUUAUUUUUAUAUGUUUAGGUUGUCCAUGUUGCUGUAUACAGUAAACUUUUUUUAUUUAUUUAUCUGCAAAAAACACAACCGAAUUUCAUAUAGAAUUAAUAUUAUGCAAGGACACAACAUUAAUUUAAUAAUGAAAUGAUAUGGCGUGUGAAGUCAUAUGUGAAUUAAAUCCAAGUUGCAAAAAAAAGACAGUCUUGUUACCGCAUACCAAAUCAAAAAGAAAAAUUCAAUGUAAAAUAAAAUUCAGUACUCUUGUAUUAAAUAGUGUCAUGAAGUAAAAUUAUGAAGAGUGUUCUACAUUGUAUCAUAAAAACUAAUAUUUACAUUGAUAUUUUUUUUUUAAUUAGGUAAUAAAAAAAUUUCAUUGCAACUAUUAUAUUUAAUUGCUCGUUUCUUUACAUCCAUGUUGUGAAACUUUACAUUAUUUAGCAAUUUGUAGUACUGAUCCUUUUAAAGUUUUUUUUUUUUUUUUCUUCUUCUUCUUUGUAACUUUUGUGUUAAAUUUUUCUUCUUUUUGAAAGCUAUUACCCUUUGACUAGAAUAACCUACGCCUUUCCUGGCAUAGUUGUAAUGAAUUCAUGUGCAUAGAAGUUCUUAUGUCAAUUGCAGAUGUAUAUCAAAAUCUGAAUUCUUAUAUUAUUUAAAUCUUUACCUUAAUACUAUGUUUUUUUACAAUUUGUUCUGUUGUCCACUUGAAGUUGUGAUGGCACUGUCAUGGAAAUUAUUGUAAAAUAAAAAUUUAAUAUAACAAUUAUAUAGAUUUUCUCAAAACUACAAAUUACAACAGAGUAAUUGCUAUAUUUUCUUUGAAUGUAUUUAUCAUUGUAAUUGCAGUUUUCCAUUAAUGGUGCAGUUUUGUAUAAAUAUCCAACCAGAAAAGUUUUAAUUUGAAUUUGUUAAAUUACAAUUCUAUUUUGAAAUUACAUAACUUUUAAAAUUAUAAAAAAAAACCAGAUUAAUUUAAAACUAUUAUCAAAUUACAGAGAUAAAAUUUGGAUUAGUCUCUUACAUUAUAUAUUAGUCACACAUAUAUUGUGGAUUUUUGUGAGUCAAGAUUUGUCUUUUUAUAAAAGAUCUUUUGGUGAUAAAACUAAAACUAUACCAUGAAGUCAAUAUAGCUUUAAACGCUACUUCAUUAUAAUUAUAAUAUUUUCUUGAUCAUAAUAUAUGAAUGACUUUAACUAUACAUAUAGCCAAACUGUGGAACCUAUUAUAGAUCUAGUAUAAAUCAUUUUAGAAAAAAAAUUAGAUAAUAAAUAUUGCUUUCUCUUGAUAAAAGUAUCCUUUUUCAGUAUCAUGUGCAAUAUUUUCUUCAUAAUACUAUUGCUUUUUGCAAAUAUUCAAAGACUAAAUAAUUAUUUGAUGAUUCUGUGAUUGUUUUUACUUAAAAUGCUUUUUUGACUGUGAUAAACUCAUAUAUAGUAUAAAAGAGUUAACUACAUUCCAAUUUUGUUAAGAGUUUGAUAUCUUUAUACAAGAA